Acanthoscelides obtectus is the source of this 980-nucleotide messenger RNA. NCBI's taxonomy places the organism in Eukaryota, Metazoa, Arthropoda, Insecta, Coleoptera, Chrysomelidae. The record is from the annotation of a GenBank genome assembly.
CAAAAUUGAAAAACAAAAUGUCAAAUUAUUUUAGGUUAGGAGUGUAGGUUUAAGGGUUAAAAAACAGCGUUUUCCUAUUUUUCAAAAUACUUUAAACAUUUAGAUGACCAGCAAUCGUCCGUUUUGAGCUUAACGUUAGUUAUGAACAAAGUACGAAACUCUAUAAUACUAGCGACCUUGACUUUUGUGCCGCUAAUAAUAAAUUUGAUCUUGCACCGGCGAUAUCGAAGAUUGAAAAAAGCGUUGAAAUGCCAGGAGAAAUUCUACUACAACGUUAUAUUCAUAAACAUGAGAAACGUCGAUUGCAAACAGCACCUAAUUAGCAGAAAAGAGUGCGGAAAUUCUUGUUCUUAUGUCCAGCUACAGAAAAUUCUGCACUUUGUAUCUAGUGCCAAAGUCAGCAUUUGCGUUUGUAUGUAUAUGUUAACUUUGAAGCAGUUCAGCCAAGAGUUGAUCAAAGCUCAUAAGCGGGGCGUCAAAAUAAGGGUUAUUUUGGAUCUAAUCAUGGCUAACGCUGACGCUGCACAAUACAAUAUCUCAAAAUUCAUUCAAAAUGACAUCAUUUACAAACACCAGGUUCCAGAAUACUCUAUGAUGCACCACAAAUUCUGCUUGAUUGAUAAAGAAGAUAGCAGUUUAGCUAAAAUGUUCUUUGGUUCUAUGAACUUGACUGGUCAAGCAAUGGUUUAUAAUUUUGAAACUGUUAUUUUAACAAAUAAUUCUCAUGUUAUACAGAGAUACAGUGACGAGUUUGAAGACCUAUGGAAUUAUUUUUGAUAUGCUUAAUUCUAUUAAUAGUUAAUAUAUUUUUGUACAGUACUUAAAAAGUUUCAAUACUCAUUUUAACACCAGGUGUGUAUUUGAGAAGAUAGUUACAAGUAAAAUGCGGAUAAUAAAAUGUUGACAUGUAAAUAGAUUAAUGUAAAAAAGAGAACAUUUCAAGCCAGACUGUUUAGAAUAAAUCAUGUAGCAAUCCAAUA